AUGUAUCAGUUGCGCCAGCUAACCCUUGGCCUUGUCGGAUUAUCUCUGGCGAGAUGUGCUUUUGCAACCGAUGGAGAGUCGAGUGUUAAGUCCUUGAAAACGGAUACUUUCAAAGAUUUUGUCACGCAACACGACCUUGUUCUUGCUGAAUUCUUUGCUCCAUGGUGUGGCCACUGUAAAGCCCUCGCUCCCGAGUACGAGUUGGCUGCAUCGGAGCUAAAGGAAAAGAAUAUCCCACUUGUGAAGGUGGACUGCACUGAGGAGGCCAGCUUGUGCGAAGAAUAUGGAGUCGAAGGCUAUCCAACACUGAAAGUUUUCCGCGGGUUGGACUCGCCUAAACCGUAUAACGGUGCUAGGAAAUCCCAAUCUAUCGUGUCCUACAUGAUCAAACAAUCUCUUCCAGCAGUAUCAAAAGUAACACCUGAUACCUUUGAGGCGGUCAAAAGUUUAGACAAAAUAGUUGUCAUUGGCUAUUUUAAAGAAGAUGACAAGGCAUCGAAUGAAACAUUUACUUCGGUUGCCGAGGCGUUGCGAGACGAAUAUCUUUUUGCAGGUGCUAAUGACGUCGCCAUGGCGGAGGCCGAGGGUGUGUCCCAGCCAGCAGUUGUUUUGUACAAAGACUUCGAUGAAGGGAAAGAUGUUUUCACCAGCAAAUUUGACCAGGAUGCUUUGACGCGCUUCGUAAGAACCUCUAGUACCCCUCUCGUUGGUGAGGUAGGACCCGAAACGUACUCUGGAUACAUGGCGGCUGGCAUUCCACUCGCGUAUAUUUUUGCGGAAACUCCAGAAGAACGUACGCAAUUUGCUGCAGACCUGAAGCCUCUCGCGAAGAAAUUGAAGGGAUCCAUAAACUUUGCUACCAUCGAUGCGAAGGCUUUUGGAGCGCACGCUGGGAAUCUCAAUCUCGAUCCAGAGAAGUUCCCCGCAUUUGCCAUUCAGGAUACAGUAAAGCAGACGAAAUUCCCGUAUGACCAGACUAAAAAGAUUGUGGCAGAAGACAUCAGUCAAUUUGUGCAAGAUGUUCUCGACGGAAAAAUCGAACCGAGCAUCAAAUCCGAACCGAUUCCUGAAUCUCAAGAGGGCCCUGUUACUGUAGUUGUGGCUCGCUCCUACGACGACAUCGUGAAAAAUAACGACAAGGACGUAUUACUGGAGUUUUACGCCCCGUGGUGUGGACACUGCAAGGCUUUGGCACCGAAGUACGACCAAUUAGCCUCACUUUAUGCGAACAAUCCCGAUUACGCUUCAAAGGUCACCAUCGCCAAAAUCGAUGCUACUGCUAAUGGAUCUAUUUACUCAUUCAUGAGGAAUGGAUCCCUGUGA
This is a messenger RNA of Uncinocarpus reesii 1704, 1323 nucleotides long. RefSeq names its product protein disulfide-isomerase. Gene Ontology annotation, cellular component: endoplasmic reticulum. Gene Ontology annotation, molecular function: protein disulfide isomerase activity. Gene Ontology annotation, biological process: protein folding; response to endoplasmic reticulum stress. The coding region runs from base 1 to 1323 and encodes 440 amino acids. The record is from RefSeq and is a predicted model, not a curated record. The transcript has 5 exons. Lineage: Eukaryota; Fungi; Ascomycota; Eurotiomycetes; Onygenales; Onygenaceae.